GCCCGCAGUACGUAACUCCACCCCCGACUUCCAUUUCUGAACUGAGGACACAGCACUCGUGAAGAGAAUCUUUUAUGUUAUGUAUAUUUCUUAAUGUAAAUCAACUGUAACGUUAGGCUCUCCGCUGAAACGUCGAUACACACACACACACACACAACUGAAGUAGCCUUUGCAAUUGUAGUUGGUACCCGUUCGGACAGUGGCUAGAGUCGAAGCUGGCCUUUUAUUUCACGUUUUAACUUUGCUAAGCGGCGGUUUCCGCCGUUUUUUUUCUUUCGCCCCACUCACUCCCGCUGUGUGAGUAGGGGCCUGUAACGUUGGUUUAAGCCACGAGGCGCGUCGGAUAAACCGGAAUUGGGAGAUGGCGGAGUUCGGUAACGGAAUGGACUCAGGGAUGACGGAAGAAUCCCUGCUGGACUCAGACCCAGGGCACCCAGAACUUGAAGACCCGGGUGUUGGCGAUGAGGAACCUGGAUUAGAGGAGGGAGAGGCCGCGAUCGAGGACCCGGAGCUGGAGGCGAUCAAAGCUCGGGUGCGAGAGAUGGAGGAGGAAGCAGAAAAGCUGAAGGAGUUACAGAACGAGGUGGAGAAACAGAUGAAUCUUAGCCCUCCACCAGCCGGUCCCGUCAUCAUGUCCAUCGAGGAGAAAAUGGAAGCCGACGCGAGAUCUAUCUAUGUUGGAAACGUUGAUUACGGCGCCACGGCGGAGGAGCUAGAAGCCCACUUCCACGGUUGCGGCUCUGUCAACAGAGUCACCAUCCUGUGUGACAAGUUCACAGGGCAUCCCAAAGGGUUUGCCUAUAUCGAGUUUUCAGACAAGGAGUCUGUGAGGACGGCCAUGGCGUUGGACGAGUCUCUGUUCAGAGGAAGGCAGAUUAAGGUGGGUGUGAAGAGAACAAACAGGCCAGGUAUCAGCACCACAGACCGCGGGUUUCCUCGGGCCCGCUUCCGCUCACGAGGAGGGAACUUUAACCCGUCGCGCGCACGGUACUACAGUGGCUACACACCGCCCAGAGGCAGAGGACGGGCCUUCAGGUUUCAGGACCAGUGGAGGCUGACAACCCCUGCUCCGGUGGCCGCGGCGCCCCCCAAUGUCUCGGCAGGGUCUCUCUCUCUCUCUGCUCCUGCUAUGCACACUCACCCCAUCCUGUCUGUGUGGGGGGGAGGGGGUCAGGGCGAUCACAGGGCUACCGCAGGGGGCAUUUACUACAACAAGCGUUGAGCUGUCUUACACACACACACUAGGCCCACACACUUAUUGUGCAGACACUACACAACCAACCACCACACAUAUUUAUAGAGAGAGCUAAUGUCAAGAUGGCAGCAGCUGUUUUAGUUGGGAGAGUGAGAAAGAUGGGACCAGAGAAGGGGUGGGGGGAGUACUAGGGCCCUGGCCUGAUCUCGGACAGGGGCUAAAGUAAUUAAAAAGAGUGGAGCUUUUAUUUUAAGGGGGGUGGGUUUGUGUGGAGGGGUUUGGUUUUUGGAAACAGGAGUGGGUUUAAAAAAAAAAAAGUUUAGCUUUUUUAUUUUUAACCCAUAAGUCUGUAAUUAGAAGAAAAAAAAUAAAGACUGUAAAAAAUGA
Salvelinus fontinalis (brook trout) is the source of this 1582-nucleotide messenger RNA. RefSeq names its product polyadenylate-binding protein 2-B-like. Bases 362 to 1222 code for a protein of 286 amino acids. Gene Ontology annotation, molecular function: RNA binding. NCBI's taxonomy places the organism in Eukaryota, Metazoa, Chordata, Actinopteri, Salmoniformes, Salmonidae. The record is from RefSeq and is a predicted model, not a curated record. The transcript is spliced from 7 exons.